This is a messenger RNA of Lolium rigidum, 337 nucleotides long. Its product is annotated as E3 ubiquitin-protein ligase CCNB1IP1 homolog. The transcript has 4 exons. NCBI's taxonomy places the organism in Eukaryota, Viridiplantae, Streptophyta, Magnoliopsida, Poales, Poaceae. The record is from RefSeq and is a predicted model, not a curated record. Gene Ontology annotation, biological process: chiasma assembly. Bases 17 to 331 code for a protein of 104 amino acids.
UUUUCUGGCACACAAAAUGAAGUGCAAUGCUUGCUGGCGGGACUUGGAAGGGCAGGCCAUAUCAACAACAUGUGGCCAUCUGUUAUGUACGGAGGAUGCAAAGAAAAUACUCAGUAACGAUGGUGCUUGUCCUAUUUGUGAUCAAGUGCUCUCUAAAUCCCAUAUGAAGCAAAUUGACGUAAAUCCAAGCGAUGAAUGGACGAAUAUGUCAAUGACUGGAGUUUCUCCACAGAUACGUAUCCUUCAUUUUUUUCACAUGGCCUACAGUAGGAUUAUUCUUCUGGUUUUGUUGAACGACGUCUCUGUCUGCCAUAUCAAAUGUAAUGUCUGAUUAACC